Beauveria bassiana ARSEF 2860 is the source of this 1842-nucleotide messenger RNA. Its product is annotated as leukotriene A-4 hydrolase/aminopeptidase. The coding region runs from base 1 to 1842 and encodes 613 amino acids. The record is from RefSeq and is a predicted model, not a curated record. Gene Ontology annotation, biological process: proteolysis. The transcript has 5 exons. Gene Ontology annotation, molecular function: metallopeptidase activity; aminopeptidase activity; zinc ion binding. NCBI's taxonomy places the organism in Eukaryota, Fungi, Ascomycota, Sordariomycetes, Hypocreales, Cordycipitaceae. Gene Ontology annotation, cellular component: cytosol.
AUGGCCGCGCAGCGCGAUCCCACCACCCUCUCCAACUAUGGCCUCUGGCGCACGCGCCACACAGCCGUCGACUUUUAUAUCGAUUUUGAGCGCAAGCGGCUGCGGGGCUCGGUGACGCUGCGGCUCGAAAGCCAGACGGACGCGGCCCCCGGCUCGGCCGAGGUGGUGCUCGACACGCGCUUCGUCCACGUCUCGGGAGCGCGCGUCGACGGCGCCGAUGCCGCCUGGGAGCUCAAGCCGCACCAGGAGCCGCUCGGCGCGCCGCUGCACGUCACGCUGCCCGACACCGCCGACACCGCCGCCGCCGUGUCCAAGGGCCGCACUAUUGAGCUGACGCUCGACGUGGAGACGACGGAGCGCUGCACGGCGCUGCAGUGGCUGACGCCCGCGCAAACGUCCAACAAGAAGCAUCCGUACAUGUUUUCGCAGUGCCAGGCCAUCAACUGCCGCAGCAUCUUUCCCUGCCAGGACACGCCCGACGUCAAGUCGACGGUGGCGUUUCGUCUGACGUCGGCGCUGCCCACUGUUGCCAGCGGCGUGCCCGUCGGCGAUCACGCGCCGACGCCGGGCGUCGAAAAGGUGUACGAGUUUAAGCAGGAUGUGCCCAUUCCGUCGUACCUGUUUGCCGUCGCGUCGGGCGAUAUUCGCACAGCGCGCAUCGGUGAGCGAAGCUCUGUGGCCAGCGGGCCAGACGAGGUCGACGGAUGUCAGUGGGAGCUGCGCCGCGACAUGGACAAGUUUCUCAAGGUUGCGGAGAAGCUCAUCUUUCCGUACCGCUGGGGCGAGUACAACGUCUUGGUCCUGCCGCCCAGCUUUCCUUAUGGAGGCAUGGAGAAUCCCAUCUACACCUUUGCCACUCCCACCAUCAUCAGCGGCGAUCGCCAAAACGUCGACGUCAUUGCUCACGAACUUGCCCACAGCUGGAGUGGCAAUCUCGUUUCCAAUGCCAGCUGGGAGCACUUCUGGCUCAACGAAGGCUGGACCGUCUACCUGGAGCGUCGCAUUGGUGCCGGCCUGCACGGUGAGCAAGAAUUCGACUUUUCGUCCAUCAUUGGCUGGAAGGCUCUCGAGGAGGCUGUGAAUGACUUUGGCCACGACCACGAGUACACCAAGCUCAUCAUCAGCCACAAGAAUGUCGACCCCGAGGACGUCUACAGCACGGUCGCGUAUGAAAAGGGCUUCCACUUCCUCUACUAUCUCGAUCGCCUCGUCGGCCGCGACAACUUUGACAAGUUUAUCCCUCACUACUUUACCAAAUGGGCCGGCAAGUCGCUCGACUCGUUUGAAUUCAAAGCGACGUUUUUGGAUUACUUCAACGGGCUCGGAGACGAGUCGAUCAAGCAGAAAAUCGCCACCAUUGACUGGGAGGACAAGCUGUACUCGCCCGGCCUGCCGCCCAAGCCCGACUUUGACACGACUCUGGCCCAGCAGUGCUACGAUUUGGCGAAUCAGUGGAAGGACAGCUCAUUUGAGCCCAGCCGUAAAGACAUUGAGGGCUUGACGGCGAACCAGCUGCAGGUGUUCCUCGGCGCGGUGCAAGAGCAAAAGGGCCUGUCGGCGGAGCGCGCGCAAAAGAUGGGCGCCGUCUACGACUUUAUCUCGUCGGAGAAUGUCGAGGUGCUCGCGGCGUACUACCGCAUCGCGCUGGCGGCCAACGACCCGACGUGCGUGUACGGCGUGGCGGAGCUGCUGGGCCGCGUGGGCCGCAUGAAGUUUGUGCGGCCGCUGUUUCGGGCGCUCAACGAGGCGGACCGCGAUCUGGCGCUGAAGACGUUUGCCAAGAACAGGGACUUUUACCAUCCCAUCUGCAGGGGCAUGGUAGAAAAGGAUCUCAAGAUUUAA